AUGAAGCUCGCAGCACAAAGUCCAUACGCAACUCAAAUGCAAUACUAUUAUCCUUAUUACAACACACUGCAAGGAGGAAUGUAUUACCUUGAUGGUAGCGGACGGGUACAAAGACAAAUUGUGGCUGAGGAAGAUUUGGAAACUGAACCUUUGAAUCUUGGAAGCAAAGUCGGAAAAUUUGUCUUGAAAUCAAUUGGACUUGCCUUUGAUAUCGUCAAAGCAGUGACCACUGGACCUUAA
Adineta ricciae is the source of this 240-nucleotide messenger RNA. The record is from the annotation of a GenBank genome assembly. NCBI's taxonomy places the organism in Eukaryota, Metazoa, Rotifera, Eurotatoria, Adinetida, Adinetidae.